Eremothecium cymbalariae DBVPG#7215 is the source of this 1821-nucleotide messenger RNA. Its product is annotated as SANT/Myb-like DNA-binding domain-containing protein. The coding region runs from base 1 to 1821 and encodes 606 amino acids. The transcript has a single exon. The record is from RefSeq and is a predicted model, not a curated record. Lineage: Eukaryota; Fungi; Ascomycota; Saccharomycetes; Saccharomycetales; Saccharomycetaceae. Gene Ontology annotation, biological process: regulation of DNA-templated transcription. Gene Ontology annotation, molecular function: DNA-binding transcription factor activity, RNA polymerase II-specific; RNA polymerase II cis-regulatory region sequence-specific DNA binding. Gene Ontology annotation, cellular component: nucleus.
AUGACGACGACUAAAUCGGUACAAAGCAGUGCCAGGAACCCUUCGUCGUGGGAUCCUCAGGAUGAUGUUCUCUUGCGCCAUUUAAAAGAAGUCAAAAAGCUAGGGUGGAAGGAGAUCUCACAGUACUUUCAGAAUAGGACUCCUAAUGCGUGUCAAUUCAGGUGGAGACGGUUGAAGUCGGGGAAUUUGAAGACGAAUAACGCAGCGGCGCUGGGGCCUGUGCCCACAAGUGUUCCUGUUGGGACGGGUUCUCGCGCGGGCAGUGGGAACGGUGGGGUGGUUUCAGCGGAAAGAGAGCUGAGAGGAGUGAACGGGGGUGGUGAGGUUGAGGUGGUGAGAGACGGGGUGUGGGUUGCGAAUGAGGAGGGGGGUGUGGUGAGUGGGGGGGCGGGGGUGUCUUUGGAGGUGGGUGGUGCCAAGAGUGUUGGGGGAGGCGGUAACAGCUCAUCUGGGGCUUCGCAGCCGGCGGUUUUGGGCCAGGCUGGAGGUGGUUUAGGUCAGGUCGGGGGGGGCGGGCAUGCGGGAGGGGUUUCUAUGAAGGGCUCUAGCAGCGGGAAGUUUUUGAAACCUAGAUCCUACUCUUUUAACUCUACGAAUGUGUCUCCAGGCCAGAAGACCGGAGGUGGUGUCGAUGCGUAUGGUGUGGGGAAGAUGCAGGAUGAGGAGAAGAUUGGGUUGAUUCCGAAGAUCGUGAUACGUUCCAGACGUGGGUCUGUGGUACAGCAGUCGCAGCAGCAGCAACAGCAGCCGCAGCAUCUACAGUCUUCAACUGCCGUGACGGCUUCACCUUCUGCUGUGGGAUCGGCAUCAAAUAGUUUUGCUACUGCCUUUAAUACUACCUACUCAAACUCCAAGGCAAGAAAGGACUCGUUUUCUUCAAGAUCCAGGAGAUCGUCUUUCCAAACAGAUAACAGACGUUUGUCUAUUUCGCAAGUCGUUGCGACUACCCCAACCAGGAGAUCUUCUUUUGUGGCCGCUCCAACGUCCGUUAGUAGUCCUUUCCCGGCAAAGCGUGAAACUCUUAACAUAAACAGAGAGUGUCCUGGUUCGAACUCAAGACGUGGCUCUACUACACAGGUCCAUCGUGCUUCUUUGUCACAUAGUUUCACGGAUUUGCCUCGUUAUAUUUCGUUCCAGCCCCACCACAAUGGCGGCCAUACCAUCGUUGGUACUACUAUCACCGCGAAUCUUUCGGUGCAUAAUAAACCUUGGUCUGUAGAAGAGGAUAAAUUACUCCAAGCUAGAGAUGAAAGGCAGCUUUCUUUGGAGGAAAUUUCAAUUUUGUUGCCUCAUAGGUCAGAUCAAGAAAUCCAGUGUAGAAUAGAUUCUAUAUCACCAAUGGUGACUGCUUCUACAAACGAUUCACCGCCUGGAUCUCCGUUUAGAACUCGUGAACGGUCCUUCAACGAUGAUACUGCUAUUGAGGAGGAUGAGGAUGACCAUCAUGACGAAUUCAAAGACCAUACGCCAGUUGAUUAUAACAAUGCAUCAUCUAAUUCGUCUAGUUUCUCGGUUAAGAAAGACCACCAAUCACCCAUUUUCUUUACGAAAAGUAAAGAAACCUCACCAACUACAAGUGAUGGAACUACAAGAUCUAACACUAUUAUUCCUCCCCAAAACGGUGAUUCAGGAACUAAGAUUUUGAAUUUUGGUUCCCGUAACGUCCAUUCAAACCCUGUCACUUCAAAGGCCAACUACGCUUCACCUGUGUCUACCAGUGAGGAAUUUCAAAAUAUUAUGAUUCACCAUAGUCAUCAUCACCCACAAGCUGCUGCCACUCCCUUACCAAGCCUGAACAGCAUCUUUAAGAAUGUAUUAUAG